AUUUGUUGAAAUUUCAAAUAUUUCGCGGAUUUGGUUCACAUGGUAACAUCCGGUUCGCCAUUCCUUGACAAAGGAAUGACAGUAGCAGUUUAAGGUUGAGAAAGAAAUUCUCUUGGUUUUAAGAGUUCAUAGAACAGAAUAAAACAAAGAUACACCGAUCGAAAUAAAACAAAGCAUUAAUCGAUUGUGUUAGCGAUUUAAUAAUUGGAUAUCAUGUCGAACCACGAUGAGUUACUUUCGCAAUUUACAGAUGUAACUGGUGUUGAUUCAGAAAGAGCACAAUUUUACCUUGAGUCAUCCGCUUGGCAGCUAGAAGUUGCACUUGCAAGCUUCUUUGAAACCGACGAACCUCCUACAUCGGCAAAUGAAUACGUCGCAGUUGGACUACAAGAUGACAAUAUAGGAGAUAAUUCUAAGAGUACAGCGAAACAAAAAGGAAAUAACUCAAUGGAUCAAAAUACAGGAAAUAAAAAUAAAUCCAAAGCAAAGCCUAAAUUUGGUACGAUAAGCGAUUUGCGAAAUAAGGAUAGUAGUUCGGAAGAAGAAGAAGGACAAGCCUUCUAUGCUGGUGGAUCUGAACACAGUGGUCAACAGGUACUUGGUCCGGGAAAAAAGAAUGAUAUCAUAAGCGAUAUGUUUAAAUCGUGUCAAGAACAAUCUAUUUCUAUAGAACCUAGAACUAGUGGACAACAAAGACCAAAUACGUUCAGUGGUACUGGUUAUAAAUUAGGACAAACUAGUUCAGAUACAGAAGUUGUGUCAGGAGCACAGUCCAAUCAACAAUCUAAUGCUGGUCUUAUUACUUUGAAAUUAUGGCGCGAUGGUUUUACUAUAAACGAUCAUGAAAUUCGACCAUACAGUGAUCCAGAAAAUAGAGAAUUUUUAGCUGCUAUAAAACGAGGAGAAAUUCCUGCAGAAAUUCGACAAGAAGUUCAAGACGCAGAAUUACGAUUAGAUAUGGAGGAUCAUCGUCAUGAAGAAUAUGUUCCUCCCAAAACUAAGGUUAAAGCUUUUACUGGGAAAGGACAUAUGUUGGGAAGUCCAUCUCCAGCUACCGUUGGUAUGACAAUUCCAACAGAUCCAGCUGAUCAAGCAGCUAAUGAAUCUCAAGCAAAAAAACAAUUAAAUUUAGAUACAACUAAACCAGUUACUACAAUACAAAUUCGACUUGCCGAUGGGAGCAGUGUACGAGCGCAAUUUAAUUUAUCUCAUACCAUAAGUGACCUCAGAAGAUAUAUAACAACUAUGAGACCUCAAUAUGCCAUAAGAGAUUUCAGUUUAUUAACUAUGUAUCCAACUAAGGAAUUAGCGGAGGAUAAAACAAUAGAAGAAACAGGUUUAAAAAAUGCAACCAUAAUGCAACGACUAAAAUAAGCUUUCUUAUGAAUCUAGUUAAUCAAAUUCAGAAUAUGUAAUAAUAACUAGAUGGAAAAAAAAAUAUAUUAAUGAAAAAAUACACCAAAAUAAUAAAAACAAAAAUUUCUUCAUAUAUUAUAUUAUAAAAAAUAAUAAAGUAAAUUGAUUUUGCUUCUAAAACAUGAUAUCAUUAUAAAGUUAUUAUAAAGAUAUCAUUAUAAUAAAAUAAUUUAAUAUAUCAUAGCAAUUUCAUGCCGCAUUAUACAUAGUUUUAUAUAACAAAAAAUUAAGAAGAGGAAAAAGGAAUUGUAAGAAGCAUUCAUCAUAACAUACGUAUACAUAAUGUCCAAUUAAAAUAAGAAAUAAAAUUUGCAUAAAAUUUAUCAUCU
Polistes dominula (European paper wasp) is the source of this 1745-nucleotide messenger RNA. Its product is annotated as NSFL1 cofactor p47. The record is from RefSeq and is a predicted model, not a curated record. Lineage: Eukaryota; Metazoa; Arthropoda; Insecta; Hymenoptera; Vespidae. Gene Ontology annotation, cellular component: cytosol; nucleus. Gene Ontology annotation, biological process: nuclear membrane reassembly; autophagosome assembly; membrane fusion. Gene Ontology annotation, molecular function: ubiquitin binding.